AUGCUGAAGGACUCCCCGGGGAACCGAUGGACCAUCCGGUCCGUGAUUAGCAUUCUCCAGGCAUAUGGACCGUUUUGUCUGGCGUAUACGAUCUGGGUCCUCGCGGCGAGGUUCUGGCAGCCAUUGAGCUUUGGAAGAGAUAGGUUUCUGAAUAACUAUGUCCUGUGGAGUCUGUGGGCGCCGGAGGCGGUGUUCUACCUGUUCUUCGUGGGGUAUAAUCAAUAUAUCCAGCGCAAAGCGAUUCACCCGCCGAAACGGAGUCCAGAGGAGCGACGGGCGCUGUUCAGCAAGGUUCGGUCGGAGAUCUACGAUCCUGCUGUGUUUCUCAGCGGGUGGUUUCGAGGGUCGCCCGUGGAGGAUAUUGGAAGAGAGGAGCUGAGGAGGUUUACGGAUUGGGCGUUUUGGGAUGGAAGAGCUGGGGAGGUUGGGGAGAAGGGAGAUGCGGAUGAGAUUGAGGAGUACAUUGACAAGAUGGAGAGGAUGAUGCCGAAGGGGUUUUUGGAGGGGCCUGGGAAGGCGAGGAGUUUGAGGUUGACUUUGGAUCCGGUUGAGAUUGAGCCAAGGACGUUGCUUUGGUACUCGCUCAUUAUGCUGGUCGAUACGUUCACCAUCUCACUAUUCUUGAAGAAUGGCUUUGAGUAUCACAGGCGAACUUUGCCACGACUGGCGGCUGUGUUCCCACCUCGACCUGCUGCGUUGCUCACUCGCCACGUCUCGGUGGUGCCUGACUUCUCGUAUGUCUUGCGGCGACAUACUUCCAAGACCCGGCUGCCCAUAGUCUUCAUCCAUGGAAUAGGAGUGGGCCUCCUCACGCAUGUGACGUUCUUGAACGAGCUACAUCGCGCCCUGAACGCUGGCGCCAGCGAAGACGAUCAAGUCGGGAUCGUGGCGAUCGAAGUCCUCCAGAUCUCAUCUCGAAUCACCACCUCAAUCCCUCGCCGCGUCGAGUUCGUCUCUCAAUUAACAAAUAUCAUCAAUCACCAUUUCGGCACCGGUCGAUUCGUUCUCGCCUCCCACUCUUACGGCAGCGUGAUGAGCACGCACGUGAUGAACGACCCGCAUCUCUCACCCCGAAUCUCCGCAACACUCCUCAUCGAUCCCGUGAGCAUCCUCCUGCACAUGCCAGACGUCGCCUACAACUUCACUGUGCGGCCACCGGUCCGCGCGAACGAAUGGCAGUUAUGGUACUUCGCCUCCAAAGACCCCCAGAUCGCCCACACCCUCGGACGAUACUUCUUCUGGAGCGAGAACGUCCUCUGGAGAGACCAAAUCGACCAUCUCAUGGUCAACCACAAUAUGCGGUUAACGGCGAGCUUGGGCAGCGACGACUUGAUUGUCAAAACCAACGCUGUGCGAGCCUACCUCGCCGAAAGGGACCUGCCCGACCCUGUCCUCGUCGAGGACGUAACCGGCCACAAGCAGAUGCAUCUGCGGACUCAUAUGAGCAGAAAUCCGGAGAAGUCGAAGAGGUGGCGGGGCAGUGGGUUGGAGGUGCUUUGGUGGGAUGGGUAUGAUCAUGCGGCGGUGUUUGAUAUACGGCAGGAUCGGGCGAAGUUGGUGGAGGUUUUGGUGGAGUAUGUUAAGGGGACGUAG
Messenger RNA from Zasmidium cellare ATCC 36951, 1593 nucleotides. RefSeq lists its product as uncharacterized. NCBI's taxonomy places the organism in Eukaryota, Fungi, Ascomycota, Dothideomycetes, Mycosphaerellales, Mycosphaerellaceae. Bases 1 to 1593 code for a protein of 530 amino acids. The transcript has 2 exons. The record is from RefSeq and is a predicted model, not a curated record.